UCGAGAUAUAUAGCUAGCUCAGGCCUGACGUCCCGGCCUGAUAGGCAGCCAUGAGUAGCAAGGUGGAGCUCCUCUGGUCUCCAAACAAAGAGAACGAGUUUGCAACCUAUGGAAAUGAGCUCAAAAUAUACGCAUACUCCAAUACGGACGUUUCUGUAAAGCUGCCCCAAAAUGCUCUCCCCCUGUCAUCCCGUCACCACGGCAACCUGACGGCUACGCUUAACUCGGACAUUCACUGCAUGCCAGUCCACCAGUGUGUAGCCUGGCAGGAAAGCUCUGAUCGUCCUUAUUACUUCGCUGUCGGGCAAAGCAGUGGCAAGGUCCUACUAGCCAAUAUGGGACUGGACCAACCUGGACCUCAGCAGACUCACAGGCAUAUUCUAACACCCAGGAAUGGCCGUCCCUGUACCUGUCUCGCCUGGAACCCCACUGAAGCUCACCUGCUUGCCGAGGGUUUAGAAAGGUCACGGAAUGACAAUUCUCUAGUUGUCUGGGAUAUAGAGAGAGCCUCAAGUCCAGACAUACCCACUACCCCCAGUAGCACCACAAGGACAAUAACAUCAUCUAUACGACAGAUGAUGCCCUCAGAGCCAGUGGAGGACGGGUCAAAGUUCUUUGAGAUUGGUGCGGGGGAGGCAACCUCGUCGUUGGCAUGGUUACCUAAUCAACCGAUGUGUAUAGUGGCAGGCAUGGGAAACAGGUUCAUCCGAAUGUUUGACAUCAGAGAGAAGUCGACUGGUUCCCAGGUGCAGCCUCGUGAGCUAGCUCAACACAAGGCCCUCCUGGGUAUAUCAGUAGACCCUCAGGACGGGAACAGACUGGCCUCUUAUGCUGAGGGAGGCACGGUGUACUUGUGGGAUAUCCGACAGUUUGCUCGUCCCGUGUACUCUUUUUCACGCUCUGGCUCCAUCCUCAGACUAUCCUGGGCUCCUACUAGGUGUGGAUGUCUGUCUGUGCUCUUCUCAGAACCUCCGUAUCUCCGUCUCAUUGAUCUGCCGUCGUACAGCAGUCCCUCACUGGACGAGUCGACAGCAGAGCUGUACACAGAUCACCUGACACAGUUGAUGACAGACCGAUGUCCAUACUAUUCUAAUGGCAGAGGUGAGCAGGUCAAGUUGACAGGUGUGAGUUGGCACCCUCAGUGGGAUGGGCGGGGCUUACUGAGUGCUGAGAAUGGAGUGAGGGAGGUACAAGCACACGACAAGAUGCCUAUUAGCUGGUCUUCUAGAGUGGACUUGAUGUUUGGCCGUUCUAGUGCUCUAUUCUCGGCUGAGAUGUCCGAGUCUGAGGGCAAAAGUCAAUCAAUGAAAGACAUAUCUGUCAAAAUGAAAGAAAGAGUAAAACUCGGUUAUGGGUUUGAAGCUGACUCCAAUCUCUGUGUCGUUGGUGACGACCCUGUGUUGAAGGAAGUGUGGAGCUGGGUCAAAAUGCAAAGAGAGUUAAUGCAGAAAGGGUUAUUAGAGCGGAGUGCCAAGUCUCUGUUGGGUGUGUGCUCAGUGGUGGGGGCGGAUAAGCUAGUUGACUAUGAGGUGGUCACGCCCACUACCACGUCCAAGGCAGUCAGCUGGAGGGAGAGGGAGGGGGCUAUCCCUGGGGAAACCCCCCAAUUCCCAAUCUACCUGAGCAAGGAGCGACGAUUAGCCCUCCGACUAUGUGGGUGGAGCUUCGAGGUCGGGACUCUAGAGGACUUCCUUAAAAGACAGGAAAUGGAGGAUAACUUUGAGCGAGCUGCUGCCGUGGCCGUGUUCCAUGGUCACAUUCGUAGAAGUAUCACGUCUCUCAAAGAUGGGGCCGCCAUCGCUAAGCAACGCAAAGACAUUGCCCGAGGUAAUGUCCUGAACCUGAUAGCCCUGGCCCUCUCUGGUUACACACCGCAUGAGAGCAAGCUAUGGAGGGAGACCUGUUAUGGUGUCAAGAGUCAAAUCAGCCACCCUUAUCUGAGGGCCACCUUCAACUUCCUGUGUAGCUCUGGCAGGGAUGGGUUUGCUGACGUUCUAAACGAGACCGAGAUGUCACUGCAAGACCGUGUGGCGUUUGCAUGUACCUACCUUGAUGACAGACAGCUGUGUGCUCAUAUCUCUUCCCUGACUAGACAGGUGGUGGGCCGGGGGGACAUCAGUGGCCUGUUCCUCACUGGACUACCUAACGAGGGACUGGCUCUGCUAGCCAACUAUGUCAAUAUGACUGGAGAUGUACAGCUGGCAUGCUUACUCUCUGGUCAAGUCAUGACUGCAGUGUCUAGGAUAACACAGGUCCAGGCAUGGUUCCAGGGGUAUAGAGACCUCCUGGAUCUGUGGCAGAUGUGGCAUCAACGAGCACUGUUUGAUGGGCAGAGGAAAUAUCUUGACCCCACCCUCAAGCCGGCAAGACAAGCGUUUGUGAUAUGUAACUUUUGUAGCAAGUCUAUUGCGAGUGAAUCCCUCAGACCAGAUCGACGGGCUGGCUACCACACUGGUACCAAUACAGGACGCAAUGCGACCAGUUGCCCAAACUGCCGCAAACCUCUUCCUCGUUGCUCACUGUGUCUACUCAAUAUGGUUGCCACCGCCAACAAGCCCACCCCUCAGUCCAAAGGUUCUGUAAAGCCGUCUGACCAGUUUGGGAAAUGGUUUACGUGGUGUCAGAGUUGCCGUCACGGUGGUCAUGCCAACCAUAUCGCAGAGUGGUUUAGCAACCACCAAGAGUGCCCAGUGACGGCCUGUUCGUGUCAAUGUUACAAUUUGGACUCGUAAACAAUUUUUGUUUUUAAUUUAAUUUAUUUGUUUUUAAAAUUUAAUUGAUUUUGUGCGUCCAUUUUGUUAAAUUAAAUUGCAACUUUAAAAGAAUGUUUUUCACACUGUUG
This is a messenger RNA of Halichondria panicea, 2842 nucleotides long. Its product is annotated as GATOR2 complex protein MIOS-A-like. The record is from RefSeq and is a predicted model, not a curated record. The transcript is spliced from 26 exons. Gene Ontology annotation, molecular function: protein binding. Gene Ontology annotation, biological process: positive regulation of TORC1 signaling. Bases 51 to 2732 code for a protein of 893 amino acids. Gene Ontology annotation, cellular component: cytoplasm. Lineage: Eukaryota; Metazoa; Porifera; Demospongiae; Suberitida; Halichondriidae.